Messenger RNA from Bicyclus anynana (squinting bush brown), 2740 nucleotides. RefSeq names its product poly(A) RNA polymerase, mitochondrial (gene MTPAP). Gene Ontology annotation, biological process: mitochondrial mRNA polyadenylation. The transcript is spliced from 7 exons. The record is from RefSeq and is a predicted model, not a curated record. Gene Ontology annotation, molecular function: poly(A) RNA polymerase activity. Bases 63 to 1874 code for a protein of 603 amino acids. Lineage: Eukaryota; Metazoa; Arthropoda; Insecta; Lepidoptera; Nymphalidae.
UAUGAAUUUUGACAUGUUAUGUUUUUCAAAAAUUAAAAUUGCCUCAACUUAUUUCGUUUAAAAUGUCUGUGUUGUUGCAGACUGGAAAAGUAUAUUUAUUAAGAAAGCAAUUCAACAAUAUCUUCAGUAAAUGUAUAUUUUACAGAAAAAAGUCAGAUGUAUCACGGAAAUUUGUGACUUUCGAUGAGAUUGUGGCUCUAAGGAGAGCCGAGGCACGUCGCAGUCUCGUCGUUCAAGUGAAUUCAGAGUCCUCGUUUAAUGAAUUGCACGGUUAUUGCUCUAAAUAUGCCUCCAUCAAUGACAUUCAUCACUAUAGGAAUUCCGGAGGAGAGCAUUUCAUGCUCAUAGAAUUUAAUUCAGAAGAAAACCUAAAAGAUGUAUUAAAAUCAUGCAGUUCACAUCAAAAAGAUGUAGAUGUGAUGGGUGUCCAGUCGCCUUUCCUCUGGUUCAGGGCUUCCUCAGGGGUUAGAGAGAAAUAUGAACAAAGCAUAAAACAGUUGGCAGUUAAAGAUGGCAGUAAGUCUGUAAAUGAAGAAGUCUUAUAUGAGGAAUUGUUGAACUGUGACUCAGUGUCAGAUCAGAUACAGAUGUUAUACGAUAGAACAGUGCUGAAUGAUAUAGGAGUGAGGCUCAGAUAUAUGGUGGCUAGACAGCUGGAAGUUGUAUUUAGUAGUCUGUACGCAAACAUUAGAGUGCAGCCCUUUGGCUCAUCCGUUAAUGGAUUUGGAAGAAUGGGCUGUGACCUAGAUCUUGUCCUUUCCAAUAAUUUGGAUGAACAUAAUCUGAUUAGUUUUGUCACACAGUCGUCACAGAAACAUCGCCUAGUGUACCAAGAGAAGAAGUCGGAGGGCGCGCGCAGCCCCAGCCAGCGGCACAUGGAGCUGCUGGGCGCGCUGCUGGAGCUGCGCGUGCCGGGCGCGGGCCGCGUGCAGCGCAUACUGAACGCGCGCGUGCCCAUCGUCAAGUACUCGCACGAGCUGGCCGACGUGGACUGCGACCUGUGCUGUAACAACACGUCGGGCGUGUACAUGUCGGAGCUGCUGUGGGCGCUGGGCGCGCUGGACGCGCGCGUGCGGCCGCUGACGGGCGCGGUGCGGAGCUGGGCGCGCGCGGUGGCGCUGACCAACGCGCACCCCGGCCGCUGGCUCACCAACUUCCCGCUCACGCUGCUCGUGCUGUUCUUUCUGCAGCAGAAGCAGAGCGGACCCAUCCUGCCGUCGCUCAACUACCUCAUCAGUUUGGCCGGCAAAGAAGACAUUAGAGUAGCCGAAGAAAAUCUCAACUGCACGUUCCUACGAGAUCUAAACAAACUACCCACAGAUUCGUAUUCUCAGAACGAUGACGACUUGCAAACUCUACUGUUCAAAUUCUUCGAGUUUUACUCACAAUUCGAGUUUCAAGACAAAGCCAUAUCUAUUAACGAAGGCAGAGCCAUUCGGAAGCCCAAUUCAUUACCACUUUACGUAGUUAACCCUCUAGAACAAUCCCUUAAUGUUAGCAGAAAUGUGAGCUACGAGGAAUGCGAAAGGUUACGUUUAGAGGUAAGAAACGCCGCGUGGCAUUUAGAGUCUUGCUUGGAUGGUCACAAAUCGGACGAUUGGGGUAUUUUGGGUCUUGUAGAACAAAAAUCUUCUAGGGGGUUAAAGAAGUUAUUACGAGUUGGCAACUCUCAUAGGUUAGUGUCUGUAAAAGAUUUGUUCAAAGACAAUGAUGAUGUUGAACCUUCUACAGAGGGAAUAAGGUCUAAAAUGGAAAAGUUUAAAAAGGUAGAUAAAUUAACGGAUACAAAUAAAGAGAAGAAGAGUGAGAUGAGGUUCAAAAAUAGCCAAACAGCCAGAGAAGUGUUCAGGAUACGAAGGAACAAACUUAUUUGAGAACCACUGGACAAUCUCGACUGUUUCGUGUUGUGUGUGUGUGUGAAUUAAAAUUGCUCCAACAGUGUUAUAGGGACAGAGUGCUGGGGACUUACAAUACUGAGGUUAUUUUGAUUUGUAAAUUGUGUGAUUGUUGAUUGGUCUUCAAUAACAGCAAUAUAUAGGUAUUUAUAGCAACAUUGUUAUACAUAACUCAAAUACAAAAUUAUUUUGUUAAGUAAAGAAGAAAUUCUUUCUUAAUGUGUAUAUACCUAAGUCUGUGUGUUUCUUAACGUGGAUAAAAGUAUCCACCAUUAGAUUUGUCAUAUAUCGUUGUAAAAUACUUGUGCCUGCAAUGAAAAUGUAUAUCUGAAUUUAUGUUGAAAACUGUAAAACUUGACUGCUUCCUAAUUUUUUCGAGCCUGUUAUAAGCCACUCACGUAACGUAAAUUAGUAUAGGUAUAUAUGUCAUAUAUAUAUAUAUAUAUAUAUAUAUAUAUAAUUCUCGUGUCACAAUGUUAGUUGCCAUACUCCUCCCAAAUUGAUUUGUGACCGAUUUUGACGGAGUUUUAAAAUGUACAUUCGGUAGUCAUUAGUGUUAUGGAUGGUUCAUCUCAAUUUUUUUCAAGGCAACAUUUUCAGUGUCAUCUAGUAUUAUGUAUUUGACAGAAUCAUUAGCCAGAUUACUUGUAUUAUUACAUGAAAAUGUUCAGAUUUGGCUUUUUUACCAAAUCUGUUAACUGUUUUGUAUAAUUCACAGAAAAACGUACACAUUCUUUAUGUACUUGCCUAAUUUUUGCGAAUAUAGGUUAGGUUUAGUAAAAUUACUGAAAGACUAUUUGAUUUUAUAAUCAUUUAUUAGUUAAUUAAAGAAAAUACAAAAUAGA